Molecule: messenger RNA, 1385 nt
Organism: Canariomyces notabilis
Lineage: Eukaryota; Fungi; Ascomycota; Sordariomycetes; Sordariales; Chaetomiaceae
Exons: 5
Coding region: 220-1326 (368 amino acids)
Source: RefSeq, a predicted model, not a curated record
UACCCGUCAGCCUUACAACACCACAGGUAUUACACACUUAAGACGACGAGAUGCAGCGUCUUUUCACUUGGGUACAUGACAUUCUUCAGGGUUGACUUCGUAUUUAUAUGUCAAUAACAUGGACCCGAUCUCACUGCAAUUCCCUCGACCUCACUUGACCUCACUUCAGUCCACGCCCUCCUUGUCAAACCAAAUAGCCAUUGGCUUGUGGCCCACAGAAUGGGAAAUCCCAUCACUGCCUACCUCUUUAUUCUCGCUAUCCUCACGGUUUUCACCAAUGCCGACUCUAUCGACCCAAACAGCGCCUUGGCUGCGUUUGGGCUUCGCGUCAAGAUAGACGGCAAGAAGACCAUUGCACCCCACGUCUUCUAUCAGAGCACGGAUCAAACUGUCCGUGAGGUGUAUUGGCACACCAGCAAAACAUGGAGGCAAGGCAGCUUCGAGUCCGAGUCUUGCUUCAAGCCACGUUCAAACACCCCGCUGGCUGUAGCCUCCUUGCCUGCGGACGAUGAUGCCCAAGUAGUGGCAGUCAUGUACAUCGACGACAGCAACAACCUUCGAACGAGGGUAUGGACCAGUGAUGCCAAUGAUGUUAAACGAUGGUUUGGUUCCCGCGUUCUCAUCACCGAUGUGCAUCCCAAAGCGGGUGGAAUUGUUGCGUGGGUCAUUGAUCGGGGCAACUUCCUCGUGACAGUUCAGAAGAGCAAUGGAAACUUUGAGGAAUGCAGGUUCAACCCUGGAGGCACUGGAGGUUGCACAUACCGGUCGGAUGGAGCCACACCUGAUCCCCGCCCUGCUCCUGGAACCGGGUUGGCGGGCUUCUAUGAGAGCGAUGCCUACACGACCCAUCUCUACUACCAGGUGGACAGACCCGGCAACCCCAUCAUGGAGAGGUUGUUGAACACGCGAGACAGCACAAAAGCAUUCGGACUUCAUAGGAAGGCCGCCGCCGUUGGCGUGAGAAUGGCAGCAUGCCAAGCCAUCUUUCGAGGCAGAAGGGGCGGACCAGUCUUCCCGCACUUCUUCUUGCUCAAUUCACAGAUCUGGAACCAGGUCACUUGGAGCCGCUGGGAUGGCUGGAACGGGGGGCAGGGUCAGACGUGUGGUGGAUGGUGCGCGCCAACGUCGAUUGCGAGAACCCUGAGUUACGGCUCCGGAAUCGCGUGUGCCACAGCCGGCUAUCACCCCAGUGACGCCAUGGAUGACAUGAGGGUAUAUUUCAUUGAUGAGUUUGGCAAACUCAGUGAGCUGAUGGGAACUGGGGAUGAUACAGUGACGGGAUGGGGGGUAAGUUCGCGGGACAUUCUCUCCCAGGUGAGGGUAUGAGUGCCCGGAGGGGUAGCCUCUGUCCCUACGACCCUUGUACUGGGCCGAAUGGCUCAGGU